AUGCUACAUUGCACCCAGGUGUGUCUGAGCGCUCUGACAAAGAGAACCCACAGGGUCAAGGUUCAAGUCCUGAAGGAUUUCCCGCGAUUUCAAUUAUAUAAAGGACAAGUUGCAAAUGUCAAACCAUCUUUAAUGAGAAACUAUUUACAUAACUUCAAUGGUGCAAAAUACAUACUCAGCGAAGAACACGACAUAAAUACGGAACUGUUAAAACAAUACCAAACACUUGAGGCAAAGCUAGAGGAAGACCAUCAACAGCUCUCUAAACGCCAUGAAACGGAAGUUCAAAAGAACAUGGAGUUACGUAAAGAAUCUGUUUUUGGCCACAAGAAAGAAGAGAAGCCAAAAGAGGAAAAGAAGGGAUUAUUGGAUUCUGGGAUUACUAUCGAAGAGGUUAAGAUCCCCGGUCUUGACAUUUGA
Saccharomyces cerevisiae S288C is the source of this 420-nucleotide messenger RNA. It is a transcript of the gene MRPL50, whose product is annotated as mitochondrial 54S ribosomal protein bL9m MRPL50. The transcript has a single exon. Lineage: Eukaryota; Fungi; Ascomycota; Saccharomycetes; Saccharomycetales; Saccharomycetaceae. Gene Ontology annotation, cellular component: mitochondrion. The record is from RefSeq and is marked reviewed. Bases 1 to 420 code for a protein of 139 amino acids.